AUGGUAAGCCAAAGGACUAAGAGAAACCCUGAUGUGGAAGUUCUCUCGUUUGCUAGAAACCAUAGGUUCAAGGAUACAUUGGCCUUGUUUCUUGUCUUUCUAAGUUUUAACCAUGUUAUGCUGUUUUUACUUUUGGUUGUGUUCAUCGUUGCGACUAGGUUUAAAAAUGCGCUGGCCAACAGCUUCAUAUUGUUCUUCCUCUCCAAGAAGCCAUCGCCUGAUAUACAAGUAGUUAGCAACUCGGCAAAGAAUAAGAAAAGAUAUGUUACACCUCCAACGUUAUACAAACUAUUGGCCAUGAAAAAUAUCCCCUUCAUUGGCACUCUGCAUGAUAAUUCCAUUUUAAGACCUGUACCUUUGAUAGUCAUUGAAUACCUGUUUGUAACAAUAUUGAGGAUAUAUGGUGGUAAUUAUUUCACUGACCCAAUAGAAUAUUUUGCCAUUGGUAUAGUCGCAUCUUUUCUAAUAAAUGACCCAAACACAUGUCUCACGCAUGCAAUGAUAUGUUCUGUGCUGUACUCACUGUCAAAACAUUUUUUUUAUAGCGUGUUACCUCUGGUAUUUGGCAAGGGAAUCAUGGGCUUUAUUUUAUCAUUUAAAUCUUCUGGGCAUCGUGGGCAACUGAUAAGACAAUACUUGCUUCGCAAUUCCGCCAUCUUACGACUCUUUGACAAUUUAUGUGGAAAGGUUAACUCAACCGACUCGUCCCUUUCAUUGUACAUAGAUGAAAUUUGCUUCUACCUUUCAUUUCAUAUAAUAUUUUACCUGAUUGGUAGGAGAUAUUUUAUGCCAGUGCCUAUCCCAGAAUCUGAUUUACCCUCAUCAUUGAGAACAUCAACAGAUACACGUUUACCAUCAUCUGGAAACCAAAAGACCCAGUCAAGUUCGACGCACAAGAAUAACACAUCUGAAACACGUAAUAAUACACAAGUGAGAAACCGUUCCAAUAGUCAUGCUAAACAUGGAAGGAAUGUGUCGAUGAGUACGAACAGGACUCAGCAUCAAAGUACUGCUAUCAACGGCCACUCUCAUGCAAGUAAUCUACCCACCACACAAGCAAAUGUAUCCGAUACGAAAUCGAUCAAUGCUUCCGACUCUUAUAUCAUAAAUGCAAUCUCUAAUAACUUGAGAACUUUAAGACAAACACCAUUCUUCUCAAAUUUAGUCUCCAAAUAUAAUGUCUUUGAGCCUGAUAUCGUCUCUCCAGAGAGAAGUAAUAGUCUUGCUAUGCCUACAAAUGUUGACUAUAAGGACGUGAAGAAAAAUGAAUCUAACUCAGCCAGCAAUUUGGAAGGGCUCAGAAAUGAGUUCUACCAACUCAAAGUGGACUUUUCUCAGACAACAGAUGAAAGAAAUCUGGACACUGAUAUAACUCCUACCAGCAAUAUUGAAAAUUUCAUCAGACAGCUGUUUGAGAAGAAAAAGAGUUAUAUCAUUCCACCAUUAUGGUCCAUGUUUCUCACUGUGAAGACAGCAAAUUUGGAGAGGAAAUAUUUGGAGAAGAAAUCUGAAGAUGUUUUAACGCCUAUCAGUUCGAGGGAUACUGAUAAUGAUGCCAAGGAAUCAAAUGACAUAGACAUGUUAGACAUUGAUACAAAGCUAGCGAUUGCUGAAUUGUCGGAUAAUGGGAUCAAAAAGAGUGUUUUUGAUGAAGGCACUGGACAAGAAAAUCUUGCUAUGAUAAUUCAAAGCUCUUCAGAUGAUUAUAAUCAGCUCAAUCUCGUUUCGAUGAAAGAUAAUAUUUUUAAUAGGCAAGAAAAUGACUACAAAGUCUGCAUUGCAAAUAUUGGUUGUAAUUCAAUCACGUUUCAUAUUGAGAAUCUUUUUGAAGGUGAGUUGAUUGUCUUAGUCAAUGGUGUGAUCUGGUCUGAAGUGUCUUGUAGUUUGAUCAUGGAGCAUGAAGGUGAGGAACUUGCUGUUGUCAAUGGUCUCGUUCCAUCAUGUUCCUAUGAUAUCCAAUUUGUAAAUAGAUUAAACCAGACACAGGACCAUCUGAUGUCAGAUAUCGUUGUUCGUACUGCAAGUGGCAACAGUGGUGACUUUAACGGCAAUUUUGGUAGUGUAGAUUUCACAUUUCCUUCAUAUUAUCAUAGAAAGUUUCUGUCACCUUUGUUAACUUUGAAGCAUUCAGUCUUGACGACUAAUACAAAUCUAGCCGAAGAACGGAUGAAGUUGAAGAAAUCUAAGAAGGAGAUUAGUAAGAAGAUUACUUCAUUAAAACAAGAAAUUGAUCAUUUCCGGUCAAAGAUCGAGAACAAUGCCACAAACGAGGAGAAGAACGCCUCUAAAGUUGAAUCGUUAAAGAUUGCUUUACAGCAGUCCAAUAGCACGAUUUUAGCGUGGGAGGAAGAAUUGAAACAACUAUCGGAGAAGCAGAUUGAGGUUGAAGAAAAAUAUCUAAUUCAAAAGGAUCUACAUCUGCGAAAGCAAUUGGAGUUUAGCAAAGAGGAAGAGAAAUUGAAGGCAUUGGUCAAAGUCAAGAAAGAGAAUGUUGAAAGAUUACAAGAAGAAGUUCAGCAACUCACUGGGAAACUCGAAAAACUGAAUGCAAGAAAUUCUAAGGUCUCCAAAGAAGUUGAACAGCAAAAUAAGGCCAUAGACGACUUCAUCAACCAACUGGCGAAAGCUAUUGAGAAGAACAGACAGUCAUGGGAACAACAGCAGUCCUUGAAAUAUAAUGAGUAUGAGCUAGUUGUGAAAGCAUUACAACAAGAUAUUGCCCGGUUUGAAAGCGGGAACACAGACCAAAACCGAUAA
Messenger RNA from Nakaseomyces glabratus, 2757 nucleotides. It is a transcript of the gene NNF2, whose product is annotated as Nnf2p. NCBI's taxonomy places the organism in Eukaryota, Fungi, Ascomycota, Saccharomycetes, Saccharomycetales, Saccharomycetaceae. The record is from RefSeq and is a predicted model, not a curated record.